UGUACAUAUUAAAAAUGUGUGACUACCGCGCUUUGUGGUCUGAUGUCGUGCUUAUAUUUCCAAUUUUAGAUGGAAAAAUUGAGUAUCCCGUGAAGAAUGUUGAUGAAAAAGCAUAUGAAAAUGUUUACCGGCAUCUUUCAUAUGUGGGAAAUAUUGACAGAUUGACUGCAAUUAUUGAAUUGGAAACGGAAUCAAUUGCACGAAAUAUUCUUGCACCGAAAUUUUGGAAACACUUUUGCCUUACAAGCGGGGAAUCAUCGUCACCUCAGCAUAAAAGUUUAAGUGAUUCAUAUGCAAUUGGAGCGCUAAAGGAUACAAAUGCACUGUUUUCUCAUUUUGUUGAAGCAAUUGAAGAACUAUACAAUGGAUUUCAAUGCUUGCAGGAGAUGAAAUCUCGGUUAAUGCAACUCAGCAAAAAUCCACUUUUAUCGGCAAAGUUGAAAAGUAUUCAAACGACAUUGCACAUAGCAAUGUUGGCACAAUUACCGCCAACAUUUAAUAGUAUCGUUUCUGAUUUUUAUUGCUUACAUUUUCGGCUUUUUACUAAAGACUCGUAUCAAGCAUCCACUACAAUAGAUUCUGAAGUCUUUACUGAUCUGCCUUGUGUGGGCUGUAAUUGCGACGUCGAGCAAUGUUGUUGCGUAAAACUAUCUGAAAUGGUUAAGUCGUCAAAUUUCAAAUUAUUUGAAUUGGGCUUAAUAGACCGUUUAGCAGGCAGUGCACUGACUGCUCUAAUAAAAUUAAAAAUCAAGGAGCAUAUCACCGAUACCUGUCUUGGAAUAUUUGAUAGAAGUCAUCUCAAACAACUAGAAUCGUGGAUCAACGAUACUGUAAUGACCUGGCUAACCAGCAUAUUUACUGCACCUAAAUCCAAGAAAGACAUUUUGCCCGAGAAAAUUCCAGAUUCUGUUCAAGCAUUCAAAGUUAAACUUACAUAUUUUAUGUACGAAACCUUUGCACAGAAUGUAAUAAGUCAAUUUUUCAGCAUAAUAAUAGAUUAUCCAGAUUCUACGCUAGCCAUAGAUGAUUUAAGAAUUUGCAUGGAGAAAAUUGACAUGCGAGUUUAUCUGACAGAGUCUUUAAGGAGUUCAUUGGAGGCUAGAAUUCUGCAUCCCGGUGUAAAUACAAUGGAUAUUUUAACUGGUUAUGUGGCAGCAAUUAAAGCCAUACGCCAUUUGGACAGCACAGGUGUGAUUUUGGAAAUAGUAACUGCACCUAUUAAGGACUAUUUGCGCAAACGUAAUGAUACCGUUAGACGCGUUGUUACGGCCCUUACGGAGGAGGGACCAACAGAUCUCUCGGAAGAGCUAGCGAAGGGGGAAUUUGUUAAGGAAGGUAAAGAAGCUGGUCUGGAUGAGUUUAGUAAUUGGGAGAACUGGGAACCGGAUCCCUUUGGGAUUGAUCCAAACAUUUUGCAUAUAAACAGUUCAAAAAUAAUACGUUCGGCGGAUAUUAUUUCAAUGGUGGUUGACAUAUAUGGCAGCAAGGAGCUAUUCAUGGUUGAAUAUCGCAACUUGAUGGCUGAUAGGUUGCUCUCCCAACUGGAUUUUAAUUCAGAAAAAGAAAUUCGAAAUCUGGAAUUGCUAAAAAUAAGAUUUGGAGAAUCAUUGCUACACAGCUGUGAAGUAAUGUUAAAGGAUGUAACAGAUUCAAAACGUAUUAACACUCAUAUACAUGGCGACGGUAAUUGCAAUGAAAGUCCUUUAUUUGAUAUUUCUGCUCUCAUAAUCUCUGCUCAGUUUUGGCCUUCGUUCAACAAAGAAAGCUUACAGUUACCCGAGGAGAUGGAAAAUGAAUUUAAAAAAUUUACUAGUGCUUAUGAGUCCUAUAAGGGGAAUCGUACACUCAAUUGGCGGACAGUAACCGGACGUGUGCAGAUUAUUAUUGAAAUUGGCGAAAGAGUUAUGGAAAUGACAGUUCCGCCCACACAAGCUGUUAUAAUAUAUCAUUUUCAAAAAAAGAAUGUAUGGACUCUGGAAGAGCUUAGCACACUGACCAAAGUUCCACAGUCCGCUUUAAGAAGAAGAAUAAGUUUUUGGCAAAACCACGGCUUGAUUUCUGAAACUGAGCCUGGCGUAUACAGUUUGUUAGAAAAGGAAUCUGAAAAAACACAAUUUGAGGAUAUGAAUAUAACAGACGCCGAUGAAGAAGAUUUGGAAUCCGCAAUGGCUUCAGCAAGUGAUCAAAGAGAGGAAGAACUUCAAGUAUUUUGGUCAUAUAUUGUUGGAAUGCUAACCAAUCUAGAUUCAAUGCCAAUCGAUCGUAUUCAUCAGAUGCUUAAACUCUUUGCAUCGCAUAGUGGUGGCGUUGAAUUUACUCAAGAUGAGUUAAAACAUUUCUUACAGCGCAAGGUUCGUGAGCACAAGCUUUUAUUUUCUGGUGGAGUUUAUCAGUUGGCUAAAUAAAUGCACCCAAAAAGCAAAGUAUGUGUCAUAUAAAUUAACAUGAAUUACAGGUACAAAUACACAAUCAAAUAAAUUAUGUAUAUUAAU
Molecule: messenger RNA, 2492 nt
Organism: Drosophila busckii
Lineage: Eukaryota; Metazoa; Arthropoda; Insecta; Diptera; Drosophilidae
Gene: morula
Product: anaphase-promoting complex subunit 2
Exons: 7
Coding region: 15-2405 (796 amino acids)
Biological process (GO): ubiquitin-dependent protein catabolic process
Cellular component (GO): anaphase-promoting complex
Molecular function (GO): ubiquitin protein ligase binding
Source: RefSeq, a predicted model, not a curated record